UUUAUUAUCUUAGAUUAACUAUUUAAAUCAUAGAGGGAGUUAAUGUUUGAUUUGUUUAACCAUGGAAGAGCUACGAGCAAAGCUUGUGGCAAAAUCAGAAGUAAUUCAACCUAAAACUUUGAGUUGUACUCAUCCUUUAUUUAACCAGAAUAACAAGGGUCGUCAGUUUACUAAAUGUUUUAACCCAUUGCCUCAUUUAAAGCUAUAUCAAGAAAAACAGAGAGAAAAUACAAAUAAUGUUAAGCAUAAUACAGAUUUUGAGUUAAAAUGGAAGCAAUUAAAGCGAAAAACUUCACUUGAACCUUUAAAAAAACAUUCAAUAACUUCUCUUCCAGAGCUUCCAGAUGAUUUUAAGAAGCGCCAAAAAGAGAUUGAUCAUUCUGCUGGAAUAAAAGUUGAAUAUUUUUCUGGCUCAUUGGUAAAGAAAGAUUUAGUAAAUAAAUAUCAUUACAACAAUCAAUUUUAUUUGGAUCCUUUCAAUUUGGAAAAAAUUCUGAAUCUGGUAAAAACCCAUCCAAACAAUGGUUUUGUCUACAUGAUAGUUGAUUCAACACAAGCACCUACUAGCUCUAAUCCAUAUAGUCUUAAAGUUGUAACAUAUGCAGAGAUUAACCCUUCUAACUAUUUCACUAUUAGUAAACAUGGUGUUAUGCAUAUAACUGUAGAAGACUCUGAAUUUACGCCACUUAGUCAAUGGGAAAAAGAUUUGUAUCACCAUUCUCAACUAAUGAAAAUAAAGCUUUUUGCUAAUUUUCGUCUUUGGAAAUCAUUUUUUCUCUGGCAUAAAAUAUUGCAAAUCAGAAAGCAAAUUUUGGCAAAGAAACGUUUAAAUUCUCGACUAUUUACAGCAAAUUUGUCCCUUGGAUCAGCGCUAUUAAGCUUGCGUGAUAUGUGCUUACGAAUUAGUGAUAUGGGAUUGUUUUGGUUUGUAAAAGAUAAUACUUACACAUUGGAAGAAUUCAAGAUUAUACAAAAUCUUCAACAUAAGAAGAUAGAACAGAGUUUAUGUGAGUUUCGAAGUUUAGCAAAAGAUAUUAUUGGUGCUGCAUGUCGAACAAAUCUUUUGGAGGCUGGAUUUGUUCCUGAUGAUCUUCAUGAUUUCCAAGAAAUGUUUUCUAACAAUAAUUUUGAGAUGUAUGAGGACAUAGAAAAUGUUUCUUAUACAGAACAAUCAAAUAAACGUAAGCAUUGUCAUCGAUUAACAAGAUUUAUUCUUUUAGCAGAUUAUGUAAUUACCAAUGCACUUCAAAAUCUAGUUUCUAAAUCUGUUAGCUGUCUUCUUGACUAUUUCACAGAACAGUUGCAAUAUUUAUCAACUGAUUUAAAUAUUUCACAGAAGGAAGAAGCUAAUCUUCAUCCACAUUUCAAGAUUGAGUUGUUAAUUAAUACUGAAUCACUUUUCUUCAAUCCCAGUGCUGAAGAUUUUUCAUUACAGAUUAUGCAGAUUACUGACUCUUUUAAAGAUACCGCAUUGAGUGUAAAAAAUCUACUUCCAGAUUCAUUUUUUGAUGCAUUUACAAGACCAGUAAUAAAUGGCAAAAUAGAAGAGAAAACAAGUUGGCAAGGUCCUAGUCUUCUUCAUAUAUUCGAAGAUGAUGUAUAUCUAAAGGAUACUUUGAAAAAGAUUAUGGAAGCACUCAAUAAAAGUUUUGUUGCAGCAAAAAACUAUGCAUCCAAGUUUAAGAAUUAUCUUGAGUUCUACUCUGAAAAUGAAGCUACUAAUUUAAAAUUGCUUUAUGAAAAAGAACUUGAUGUGGCUUACUUUUCCUCCGCUCUUUUAAAGUACACAGAGCAGUUUAACUUAUGUAAACUUAUUAGAGAGACAAUUAAUAUUGGAAUGUUGCUGGUUGAUACAAAGAAGCUAAAGGAGAUUCUUAUUCCAUCACCUACAAUGUGUUUACAGGUGUUGUAUGAUCUCUUACCCAGUAUUUCAAAAAAAAGAGUAGAUGAUCUUAUACAGUUUUGUCAAAAGUCUUUAUAUAAUUUGGAAUUUAAACCAAGUAGCACUCUUGAGUUUGUUGAUAGUUUGAAUUUUCUUGAUGAUAUACAGAACAUUAUUGAUGAGAAAGAAAAAGAUUCAGAUACUGUCAAACAGUUAUAUGAUUUAAUUGAAAAAUACUCUAUACCUAUACCUCCAGAAAAUUUAGCUGUUUAUCAGACAUUGAAACCUAGUAUGGUGGUUGUUCGAAAUACUAUUGACAAGUCAUUGGCUGAAAGGGAUGCAAAUAUAAAUAAAUUCUGUGCUUGUCUAAACAAAGAUAUACUUCAAUUAACAAAAGAGGUCCGACAGGUUAAACAAGAAGCUCAGAACCCACAAAUUUUGGAUCCAAACUCAACUGCUUCAAAUGUGAAUGAAAUUAUAUCAAGCUUAGCUGCCAAAAUGGAGAACAUUCAACAGUUAGCAAUGAAAUACAAAGGUUAUCAAAAAAAUUUUAAAGUAGAAGUAACAAGAUUUGAAGAACUUGAUGAAGUAUAUUCUGACAUUAAGUUGAAGCAGUUACUUUGGAGUUGUUCACAAGACUGGGAUGCUUUAUUUACUAAGUGGAUGGGAACCUCCUUUACAGACUUAAACCCAGAAGAUUUAAGUACAAGUGUUAUAAAAUAUGCAAAAGCAGUGUUGCAACUUGAAAAAGGUUUGCCCUCUAAUGCAAUUGUUCCUAUUUUAAAAGAAAAAGUUGAAGGGAUGAGAGCUAAGCUCCCAAUGAUUACGGAUCUGCGCAAUCCUGCAUUGAAAGCUAGACAUUGGGAAGUUAUAGAAACAAUUCUUGGACACAAGUUUGCACCUGAUUCAGUUUUUGAUUUAAAACUCCUUGAAGAAAUUGAUGCAUUUAAAAAAAUUGAAGAAAUAAAAGAAGUAGCUUCACAAGCAUCAAGUGAAGCAUCACUUGAAAUGAUUCUCAAAAAGGUUGAAGACUCAUGGAAAUCAACUGAGUUUACUGUACUACUACACCGAGAUUCAAAAGACGUCUUUAUUCUUGGUGGGAUUGAUGAAAUACAAGCAACACUUGAUGAUAGUCAAGUAAACAUUGCAACUAUUGCAAGCUCUCGUUAUGUAGCUCCCAUUAAAGGAAAAGUUGAUGAAUGGGCAAAACAGCUAAAUCUAUUCAGUCAAACACUUGAUGAGUGGAUGACUUGCCAGCAAAACUGGCUUUAUCUGGAAUCAAUAUUUAGUGCACCAGAUAUUCAACGGCAGUUACCAACUGAAGCUAAAAUGUUUAUGCAAGUUGAUAAAUCUUGGAAAGAAAUUAUGAGAAAAGUAAAUCGCUUACCAAAUGCUCUCAGAGCUGCUACACAACCUGGCUUGUUGAAAGUAUUUCAGCAAAACAACAGUCUGCUUGAUCAGAUUCAGAAGUGUUUAGAGGCAUAUUUAGAAUCAAAAUGUAUGGUUUUUCCAAGAUUUUUUUUCUUGUCAAAUGAUGAACUUUUGGAAAUACUUUCACAAACAAGAAACCCACAUGCGGUACAACCCCAUUUACAAAAAUGCUUCGACGCAAUAUCUAAGCUUGAAUUUGGAACAUCUGUUCAGCAGUCCUCUGGUACACCUGAGAGACCAUCUUCUGGUAGUAGUAAUACCAAGAGUAAUGAUAUACUUGCAAUGAUUUCUCCUGAAGGAGAGACAGUUUCUCUUACAAAGGGUUUAAAAGCUCGUGGAAAUGUAGAAGAUUGGCUUGGCAAGGUAGAAGAAGCCAUGGUUAAUUCACUUAGAAAAUUAACAAAAUCAUCUAUAUUAGACUAUGAAACUAAGCCAAGGGAAAAAUGGAUCUAUAAUUAUUGCAGUCAGGUUGUUUUGACUGUUUCUCAAAUUAUGUGGUGCACAGAAGUAUCUAGUUUGUUCAAAGAAAACACAAUAGAAGCAAUGCAGCAGUUUGAAAGAAAAUCUUUCAGCAACUUGAAUAAACUUGCUGCUUUAGUCCGUGGUCAGCUUUCAAAACUAAUCAGAAGUACACUUUGUGCUUUGAUUACAAUAGAUGUACACGCAAGAGAUAUCAUUAGUGGCUUAAUAGAAAAAGAGGUGGACAAUGAAGCUAGUUUUGAGUGGAUAAAACAGCUUCGUUAUUAUUGGGACAGUGACAUUGAUAAUUGUAUUGUUCGUAUGUCUAACUCAAUGUAUGUUUAUGGUUAUGAGUAUUUAGGGGCAUCUCCACGUUUGGUAAUUACACCUUUAACAGACCGUUGUUAUCUUUGUCUUAUGGGUGCAUUGCAGUUAGAUCUUGGUGGUGCUCCUGCUGGUCCUGCAGGGACUGGAAAGACAGAAACAACUAAAGACUUAGCAAAAGCACUAGCCAAGCAAUGCGUUGUAUUUAACUGUUCGGAAGGUCUUGAUUAUAAAAUGAUGGGGAAGUUCUUCUCUGGACUUGCUACUUCAGGAGCAUGGUCCUGCUUUGAUGAGUUUAAUAGAAUAGAUAUUGAAGUGCUUUCUGUUAUAGCACAACAACUCCUAACCAUAAGGAAUGCAAAAUUAGCUAAACAAAAUCUUUUCAUGUUUGAAGGCAGAGAAAUAAAACUUGUACCUACUUGUGCAGCAUUUAUUACAAUGAAUCCUGGUUAUGCUGGUAGAACUGAACUUCCAGAUAAUUUAAAGGCGUUGUUCAGACCUAUGUCAAUGAUGGUACCAGAUUAUGGUUUGAUUGCUGAAGUUAUACUGUACUCUGAAGGUUUUGAAUCUUCUAAAGUUUUAGCUAGAAAAAUGGUUAACAUGUAUAGACUGUGUUCAGAGCAACUUUCUCAACAAGGCCAUUAUGAUUUUGGAAUGCGAGCUGUUAAGUCUGUACUAGUAAUGGCUGGAGCAUUAAAAAGAAGUAAUCCUGAUCUAAAUGAAAAUGUAGUGCUCAUAAGAGCUUUAAGAGAUAGUAAUUUGCCCAAAUUUUUAGUAGCUGAUGCUGUUUUGUUUACAGCUAUUCUUCAAGACUUGUUUCCUGGGGUUGAAAUUCCAAGCAACAACUAUGGGAAGUUGCAACUUGCAAUUGAGGAAUCUUAUGCAAUUAAUAAACUCCAAGUUAUUCCUGCAAUGGUGGCAAAAACAAUUCAAUUAUAUGAGACAUUGUUAGUGCGUCAUGGUGUUAUGUGUGUUGGUCCUGCUGGAGGCGGAAAAACAACAAGUUAUCAAGUUCUUCAAAAUGCCCUUACAAAGCUUUAUACAGAAAAUAAUUUAGAUUCAUUUUACCUGCCUGUUCACACUUAUGUUCUUAAUCCCAAGUCCAUAUCUAUUGGUGAGCUGUAUGGAGAAUUUAAUAAACUUACAAUGGAGUGGAAAGAUGGUCUUAUGGGUUUGACUGUUCGACAUUGUGUUCAGGAUACUUCUAAAGACCAUAAAUGGAUUGUUUGUGAUGGUCCAGUCGAUGCUCUAUGGAUAGAAAACAUGAAUACUGUACUGGAUGAUAACAAGAUGCUGUGUUUGGCAAACUCUGAGCGAAUUAAAUUAAACAGUUCAAUACAUAUGUUAUUUGAAGUACAAGAUCUUGCAGCUGCUUCUCCUGCAACAGUUAGCAGAUGUGGAAUGGUGUAUUAUGACCCAAUGAAUUUGGGAUGGAGACCAUAUGUUAAAUCAUGGCUGAAAAGAGUUAGCAGUCAUUUAAAACAGGAAUUUCAAGAUUACAUAAUGACUCUCUUUGAAAAUUAUAUUGAUGAAGGAUUGAGGUUUGUUUCAAAGAACUGUAUACAAGCCAUUCCACAGGUUGAUAAUAGUAAAGUUUCUACUCUAUGUGCUUUGCUUGAGAGUAUGUUGCUAUUGAAGACUUCAGAAAAUGACAGCAGUAAUGAUGUGGCAAAAUUACAAUCGUUAAUAUCCAGUGUUUUUGUUUUUUGUUAUGUAUGGUCUAUAGGAGGAAAUUUAAUUGAAUCAAGUCAAGACAUUUUUGAUUCAUUUGUGCGGGAAUUGUUUGCAGAGAACCAUGAUCUUAGGAUGCCAUCUUCUGGUGACAUGUACAGCUACUAUAUUGAUUUGGAGUUAAAACGUUUUGAACCAUGGGAAAAAAUUAUUCCUGCAUUUAAAUACAAUCCUGAGACUCCAUAUUUUGAUAUACUCGUACCAACUGCAGACACAGUUCGAUUUGGCUUCCUUAUGGAGAAACUAUUGUCAGUCAAUCAUUCUGUACUUUUUACUGGCACCACAGGUGUAGGAAAGUCAGUUAUUGCUAAAGGAAUCUUGAGUAAUAUAAAAGAAAAAGCCAACUAUGUUCCAGUUUUUAUAAAUUUUUCUGCUCAAACAAGUAGUUUUCGUACUCAAGAAAUGGUGGAAUUAAAACUUGAAAAAAAGCGCAAAAAUAUUUUGGGUGCACCACCAGGAAAGCGCAUUAUUGUUUUUGUUGAUGAUUUGAACAUGCCAAAACUUGACAUGUUUGGUUGCCAACCUCCAAUAGAGUUGUUGAGGCAAUAUCAAGACUUUGGUGGUUUUUAUGACAGAGAAAAACUUUUUUGGAAAGAGCUACAAGAAGUAACAAUUUGUGCAGCAUGUGCGCCUCCUGGAGGUGGAAGAAAUCCAGUCUCUCCACGUUUUAUUCGUCAUUUUGGUUUGUUGUGUAUUCCAACUGCUACAAAUACUACACUCAAACAUAUUUUUAAGUCAAUACUGAAAGGUUUUUUAGUGGAUUUUCCUGUUGCAGUCAGAGAUAUGGCAGAAAAUAUUGUUGCAGCAAGUGUGGAAAUUUACAGCAGGAUGAGCACAGAUCUUCGUCCUACGCCAGCUAAAUCGCAUUAUAUUUUUAAUCUUAGAGAUUUAUCAAAAUGUAUUCAAGGUAUCUUACAAGCUGAUUUAGGAAUAAUAAGAGAAAAAGAUCAAAUGCUUCGUUUGUUUAUCCACGAAUCACAACGAGUGUUCCAUGAUCGUCUAAUAAACAAUGAAGACAAGAGCUAUUUUAAUGAAAUACUUAAGGAUAUAACUCACACAAAUUUUUCUAUUUCAUUAAAUAUUGAAGAACUUGAAAGCAAACCAAUCAUUUUUGGUGAUUUUAUGAGAGCUGGAGAUAAUCGUGUUUAUGAAGAUUUACUUGAUAUAAAUAAAGUUAAGAAUGUUCUCAAAGAUUACUUGGAUGACUACAAUAUGUCAUCUCCUAAAGAAAUGAAGUUGGUGUUCUUCCUUAAUGCCAUUAACCAUGUUUCUAGAAUAUCUCGUAUGGUACGCCAACCUCGUGGUAAUGCACUUUUAGUUGGUGUUGGUGGCACAGGAAAACAAAGUCUCACUAAAUUAGCAUGUCAUAUGUCAAGUUAUUAUUGCUUUCAAAUUGAAUUAACGCGAGGAUAUGAUUACUCUGCAUUCAGAAAUGACUUGAAACGUUUAUAUCAACAGGCUGGUGUAAAAAGAGAAAAUACUGUAUUUUUAUUCACUGAUACACAAAUAAUUGUUGAAGAAUUUCUUGAAGAUAUCAAUAACAUUCUUAACUCCGGAGAGGUUCCCAAUUUAUUUGAGCCUGAAGAGUACGAGCAGGUGAUUAUUGAGACUAGACCUCAUGCUAAAGAAGCUGGAAUUCCUGAAAAUGCCAGAGAUGCCAUUUUUGCUCAUUUUAUUAACCAAGUACGAAAUAAUCUACAUAUUGUGCUCUGUAUGAGUCCUGUUGGCGAAGCAUUUAGAAAAAGAUGUCGCAUGUUUCCUUCAUUAGUUAAUUGCUGCACCAUUGAUUGGUUUACAGAAUGGCCUAGAGAGGCUUUGCUAAGUGUAUCUACAAGUUUUUUUGAAGAAGUGGAGCUAGGAAAUCAAGAUAUCAAAAAAGGCAUUUGUGAAAUGUGUGUUGAAAUACAUUCAAGUGUCAGUUUGACUGCUAGUCGUUUCUAUAAAGAAUUAAAGCGUCACUAUUAUACAACACCCACAAGUUAUCUUGAGCUAAUCACAUUGUACUUGACAAUGUUAGAUGAGAAAAGAAAACAGUUGGUUGGAGCAAGAGAUCGAGUAAAGAAUGGACUAAAGAAAUUAUUGGAGACUAAUAAAGUUGUUGACAGUAUGCAGGUCGAGCUAGUAGCAUUAGAACCGGAGCUCAAGCAAAAAUCUCUUGAUACUGAAAAACUUAUGGAAAGAUUAAAAGUUGAUCAACUGGAAGCAGACAAGGUUCGAGAUAUCGUGAUGGCUGAUGAAAUAGUUGCAAGUAAAAAAGCUAAAGAGACUGAAGCCAUAGCAUCAGAUGCUCAAAAAGAUUUAAAUGAAGCAUUACCAGCAUUAGAAGCUGCCAACAAAGCACUAGAUUCACUAGAUAAAGCAGACAUAUCUGAACUUCGUGUGUUUACGAAUCCUCCAGAAAUGGUUAUGACUGUAAUGGAAUCUGUUUGUAUUUUGCUAGGAGCAAAACCAGAUUGGGCAACUGCAAAGAUUCUUCUUGGUGAUCCGAACUUUCUGAAAAGAUUAAUCGACUUUGACAAGGACAAUAUCCCUGAUUCAGCUUUAAAAAAGCUUAAAAAGUAUAUUGAAAAUCCAAAGUUUUUACCUGAAAUUGCAGAAAAGUCAUCAAAGGUGUGUUGGAUUUUUUGGGCUUGUAAAUCUAUGUGUCUCUGGGCACGUGCUUGUGAUUUAUAUGCAUCUGUUGUACGCACUGUAGAACCAAAAAGGCGAAGACUUGCCACUGCCCAGUUAGAAUUGGAUACUGUAAUGAGUGUACUUAAAGAGAAGCAAGGAAAACUUGCUGCUGUUGAAGCUAAAAUAACUGCUUUAAAAGAAUCUUAUAGCCAAAGCAUAGAGGAAAAAGAUCACCUGACAAAAAAUAUUGCUCAAACUGCUUCUCGGUUAAAACAAGCCUCAAAACUUACUGCAGCUCUUGCUGAAGAGCAAGUUCGAUGGACAGAAAAUAUUGCAGUUUUUACUGCAGAUAUUGAAAAUAUUGUUGGCAAUGUAUUUGUUGCAGCAGCUUGUGUUGCAUAUUUUGGUGCAUUUACCAGCAUGUACAGACAGGAGUUAGUUUCUUUAUGGGUUUCUCAAUGCAAAGCUCUUGGAAUUCCUGUUUCUGAUAAAUACAGUUUUAUACAUGUUUCCUCCAAUCCGUUUGAGAUUCGCAAGUGGAAUUCAGAGGGUCUACCAUCAGAUAAUCUGUCAACAGAAAAUGCAAUACUUGUCACUAGAGCUCGUCGAUGGCCACUUAUGAUUGAUCCACAAGACCAAGCUAACAGAUGGGUGCGAUUCAAAGAAGCAAAGAAUGGACUGAAAAUCAUUAAACUUACUGACAAUAAUUUUUUAAGAACUCUUGAAAAUUGCAUUCGAAUUGGAAUGCCUGUGCUGCUUGAAGAAGUUGGUGAAAAUUUAGAUCCAGCUCUUGAGCCUGUUUUACUUAAACAAACAUUUGUAUCUGGUGGACGAUUACUUAUACGGCUCGGAGAUUCAGAUAUUGAUUAUAAUAAAAACUUUCGCUUUUACAUGACUACAAAACUAUCUAAUCCACAUUAUUUACCUGAUGUUUGCAUCAAGGUUACAAUCAUUAAUUUUACAGUGACAAAGACUGGUCUUGAAGAUCAACUUCUUGGUGAUGUGGUACGUUUGGAAAGACCUGAUCUCGAAAAUCAAAGAAACCAAUUAAUAAUUCGAAUUAAUGCAGAUAAAAAUCAACUUCAUGCAAUUGAAGAUCGAAUUUUAAAACUGCUUUUUAAUUCAGAAGGAAAUAUAUUAGAUGAUGAGCUGCUUAUCAAUACACUCAAUGAGUCAAAGAAUACAUCUGGUGUUAUUAAAAGUCGACUAAUGGAAACUGAAAAAACAGAAGAACAGAUAACAGCAGCUCGAGAAAAAUAUAGAUCUGUAGCAACACGUGGUUCAGUUUUAUAUUUUGUUGUGGCAUCUCUUUCUGAAAUUGACCCUAUGUACCAGUUUUCAUUAAAAUAUUUUACGCAACUAUUUAAUACUUGUGUUGAAAAUGCUCCCAAAGCAGACACUUUAGAGCAAAGGCUACAGAUAUUGUUAGGAAAAUGCACAGCUACUAUAUAUGCUAAUAUAGCUAGAGGUUUAUUUGAAAAAGACAAACUUGUUUUCUCCUUUAUGAUAUGUGUUGAAAUAAUGCGUCAAGCAAAACUUAUUAGCGACUUGGAGUGGAAUUUUUUCCUUCGUGGUGGAAUAACUACUACAAAUACCUGCAAACCUAGCAACUCACAAAUAUCUGAUCAAGAUUGGAAUAUGUGCUGUCUUCUUGAGAGCAUUAUUCCUGCUUUUAAAGGUUUAAAAAACACUAUGAUAACAAGACCAAUCCAGUGUGUUGUUGGUAACCUGAAGGUUAAUAUAUGUUCAGAAAAUUCGGAAUAUUAUUCAGAUGAAAUUCAAGAAAUACUUUUAAUUGAGAAAUUAACUCCAUUUCAACAUCUCAUUUUAAUCAAAUGUUUUCAAGAAGAGAAAGUUGUUUUUGCAGUUAUAGAAUUUGUAGCUUCAUAUCUCGGAAAUGAAUUUGUUGAAAGUCCUCCUAUAGACUUAAAAAUAUUAUAUCAAGAUAUGUCUUCUAAAAUACCUUUAGUAUAUAUUCUCUCUUCAGGAUCUGAUCCAAUGAACAGCUUUUCACGAUUUUGCAAGGAAAUGAAUCAAUCAGAUAAAGUCCAUUCCAUAUCAUUAGGACAAGGACAAGGUCCUGUUGCAGAGAAGCUGAUUAUAAAUGCUGCAAGAAAUGGGGAGUGGGUAUUUUUACAAAAUUGUCACCUUGCUGCAUCAUGGAUGAUUCCAAUGGAAAACAUCAUUAAAGAUUUGUUUAAUGACAAUUCUGUUCAUGACGAUUUUCGUUUGUUUUUAAGUUCAAUGCCUGCUAAAUGUUUUCCUGUAGCUGUGCUGCAGAACAGUAUCAAAGUAACAAAUGAACCGCCUAAAGGCCUUCGGGCUAAUAUUCGUCGUGCAUUUGGUGAAAUUUCUCCAGAGAGUUUUGAAACUCACAUUCUUGGUUUGACUUGGAGAAAACUUGUGUUUGGAUUGUGUUUUUUUCAUGGAAUUAUACAAGAACGAAAGAAGUUUGGUCCUUUAGGUUGGAAUAUAAAGUACGAGUUUAAUGAUUCAGACCGUUCAUGUUCUUUGGAAAAUUUGUCUUUAUUUUUAAGCAAUGGAAAAAUUCCUUGGGAAGCACUUACAUUUAUUACAGGCCAGAUUACAUAUGGUGGUAGAGUUACAGAUGAAUGGGAUCAGCGCUGUCUGACAACUAUUCUCAAAAGAUUUUUUUCGCCUCGUACUUUGGAAAAGGAAUAUAAAUACUCACCCUCUGGUGUAUAUUAUGCACCUGAUUACAACUUGUUACAAGAUUAUCGUUCUUAUAUAGAAAAUCUUCCUCUUAAUGACGAACCUGAAAUAUUUGGCAUGCAUAAAAAUGCAAACAUAGCUUUUCAGAUACAAGAAACACAAUUAUUGAUUCAAAGCAUCUUGGAAGUUCAACCAAGAAUGACAGCAGGAGAAAGUGGCAAAACAAGUGAUGAAAUAGUUUAUGAGCUAUCUGAGAGUAUUCUCCAGAAGCUUCCUGAUAAAUUAGAUAUGGAAAAAAUGUUAAAAAGCUUAUUGACUCUUGAUAGUAAAGGUAGAGUAAAUUCAUUGACAAUAGUCCUUGGUCAAGAAGUUGAUAGAUUUAAUAAUUUACUACGAGUUAUUAAGGAUUCAUUGCAAAAAAUGCAGCUUGCUAUAAAAGGUCUGGCUGUCAUGUCACUUGAACUGGAUCAUGUUUUCAGCAGUUUUCUGGACAAUCAAGUUCCUUCUCUCUGGGCUAAUGCUGCUUAUCCAUCCCUUAAAAGUUUAGGUCCAUGGGUUAAAGAUUUAAUGCUUCGCAUAAAAUUUAUAGAUAGAUGGAUUGAAACUGGUGUUCCAAAGUCGUUUUGGUUAUCUGGAUUCUUUUUUCCUCAGGGAUUUUUAACUGGUGCGCUUCAGAAUCAUGCAAGAAAAUAUAACCAACCAAUUGAUCAGCUAACUUUUAAUUUUCAUGUGCAGAAUGUUUACUUUCCACAUGAAGAUGUAUUUUCUACAGAGGUAGCUGAUACAAGUAAUGUAAUAGAAUCACCAGAAGAUGGCGUCUUAGUGCAUGGGUUGUUUCUUGAAGCAGCAAGGUGGGAUGAUGAGCGCAUGAUGAUUGGUGAUGCUAUUUUGGGUGAAAUGAGUUCUCCUUUUCCAAUACUUCAUAUGAAACCUUGUAUAAAUCUUGUUCAUGAAAAGACAAAGUAUGUUUGCCCACUUUACAAGACCACCCAACGUGCUGGUGUUUUAUCUACAACAGGUCACUCGACGAAUUUUGUUAUUGCUGUUUACUUACCAACCGAUAAAAAGCAAGAUUACUGGAUAUCAAAAGCAACUGCGUUGUUAUGUCAGUUAAACGAGUAGUUUUUUGAUUUUUAUUGUAAUUAAAAAUGUAGUUUUCAUACGUGUUGUAAUUUUUUUAAUGCUGACUUUUUCUCCUGCAAUAUUUAUAUACCUUAAACAUGUUUUUAAUU
Messenger RNA from Hydra vulgaris (swiftwater hydra), 12345 nucleotides. Its product is annotated as dynein axonemal heavy chain 6. NCBI's taxonomy places the organism in Eukaryota, Metazoa, Cnidaria, Hydrozoa, Anthoathecata, Hydridae. Gene Ontology annotation, cellular component: dynein complex. The record is from RefSeq and is a predicted model, not a curated record. Gene Ontology annotation, biological process: microtubule-based movement. Gene Ontology annotation, molecular function: ATP hydrolysis activity; dynein intermediate chain binding; minus-end-directed microtubule motor activity.